This is a messenger RNA of Bombus huntii, 2993 nucleotides long. It is a transcript of the gene Metrn, whose product is annotated as meteorin-like protein. Gene Ontology annotation, molecular function: hormone activity. Lineage: Eukaryota; Metazoa; Arthropoda; Insecta; Hymenoptera; Apidae. The coding region runs from base 1857 to 2858 and encodes 333 amino acids. The record is from RefSeq and is a predicted model, not a curated record. The transcript has 3 exons.
UUACGAUCCAUGUCCAGAUCAGCUUGUCCGAGGAUAUGUAGAUCGGCAAACUUUUUGUACGGAAGCGUAAGAGAUAACCUUUCGUUGCCUUAUCUAAGAUGGAUUUACAAAUUGCGCUUGAAUAUUUAUAAAUCAAAAAAGAAUGGGAAUGUUCGUAUUCUUUUCCAGAUCGAACAGCAUGAAAAAUGAAUUGUUGCAUAUGGCGACUGAAACCAGUCGACGUACAUAGGCGUGAAGCAGAAUAACUUAUAAUUCCUUUGCAUAUUGUAUACUUUAUCACAAAGCGUAUAUAUUUUAUGUCUAUUUAUUAUUAAAUAUAUACAGUGGUUCACGAAAAUAUUCGAACACUUAUCAUGGAAAAUUUUUAUGAUAUAUUAAUUAAUAGAAAUUUUUUAUAUAUAUUAUGUGUGUUAUACAAAACAUUUUGAAAUUUCAUUAGCAAUGUAUUGAGACUCGAUCUCAUGAUUAUAUACUGAUAAAAUUUGAAAGAAAUCUAAAAAUGUGUAUACAAACUACAAAAUAUUUAGCACAAACAUACGUUUCUUAAAGGUCACAAAGAUGUUUAAACAAUCAAAUAUUCAUUAUAUUAAUAAACCCCGAUAUUCAGCGGAAUCAUCUUUAUAUGUUUAAGAUGUUUGUAGUAAAUGUCUUGCAAUUUCUAUAUGUAUUUUCACGUUGAUUUCAAUAUCCAAUGUAAAUAUAGUAAUAGUCAUAUCAUAAAAGUUUUCUACAGUAAAUGUUCAAAUAUUUUUGUGAGCUAUUGCAUUAUUACGAUGCAAAUUUUAUUUAUAUGAGUAGAAAAAAAUGAAUUUCUUUUGGUAAUAAAUACGAUCAACGAUAUGUUCUUGUAUCACGUCGAAAAAGUAUAGAAACGAAAGGAAACGAAAACGAGACGAGACGAGAACAGAAACAUGACAAAGCCACUCGAAGAACCAACCAGAGAGAGGAGAGAAGGGUGAGAGUCAACAGACGAAGCGAGUCGAGGUAAAACGAGUCGACUCGAGUCGAAGUGGACUCUAACGAGCAUGGUAAAGAACGUCAGGCUAGAGAGAAAGUGAGUGAGCGUGCGUGCAUGCGAGCAAGCGAGCGCGCAACCAAACGAUAUAGUUCGAAAUAGUUGUGCACAAGUUGUGUAAACGGUGUGGCACGCGUAGCUGAUCAAACCGAUCGAGAUUUGCGUGUGGUUUAACUUCGCCGUACUAUAACAUCGCCUUGUGAUCAAACCUUUCUACUUUCAACGCAUUCAAUGGUAACAAGCAUGAUCCUUCGAAUUUCCUCCGUCGUGUUCCUCGUGCGUACACCAUUACACGAUCGUUCGACGAAGAAUACGCAGUGUAGAAACCAGAGCAAGUAGUUUACACCAGUGAGCGCAAUCUAAGGACAUUCGUGAUUUAUUUUGUCUUUGAGUUCUUUAACGCUAGACUAUUACUACAUCGUUAUGCCAUUCGCAUUUCUAACAACGAUGGUUAAUCUGAAAUCAAGUAUCGUGCUUUCCUGUAACAGCGACGAAAUUAUAUUAGGAGAGUGAAAUAUCAAUAUUUCGAAGAAAGAAGAACUUUACUGUCGAAUACCUGUACACGCAUUCGUGUACAAUCUUUUUGCUAACACAGUACCGAUUUUCUUUAUACUAGUAUACAUACAUAUGUGUAAGGAAAACGUACAUAUAUACAUGAAUAUUUUCCCUGUAAAAUUGUAAAAAAUCAUAACCAACGAUGUUGAAAACGUAUACUACCACUGUUACUACUGCGAGUUAAAUCGAAUCUGGAAUUUAAGAAACAUCGGAUUGGGAAGAUUUCCUUUUGCAGAAAUGCAAAUUCUAAUUGAAAUUUAGUCGAAACGAUACGGAAUCACGAAAAAUGAGACCGCUCACAUUUAUGGCCUGUUCGGUGCUUUUACUAUCUUUACUGCUACUCAUUAGCAUCGUGUCAUCGGCCCCUUCCUAUGAACAUGUUGCCCUUCAGGCUGCCGACCAAUGUGAUUGGAUUGGAAGCGGAGGUGGAGGUCGAGGUGUUCGACCAGUAUAUCUGCGAUGUUCCAGAGGAACGGUACUUUGGCGGUAUCCACGAGGAGCUUUACGAGUUGUUCUCUCGCCCCCUGUUUUAGCUGGAUUCGUAUCGAAAGCUAAUUACGGAAUGAAUCACGGAAAGGGCAACGUCAAUAAGAAGAACGACAGCUAUUGGAAUAACAACGAUGACCCAUUUCAGUUAUCCGGUUUCCGUACUUGUACCAAGAUUUCAGGUCCAGUACGAGUAUAUCUGGAAACUCAUGGCAAACUUCGGUCAAUAUACUCGCCGAGAGACGGCAAAGAUAUAGCUUCACAUAGAUGUUUUCAUGCGAAAAAACAACCCGCAGCACUUUACAUAGAAGCGGAAGAAUUUACGUUGGGUGAACUUCACAAUGCGAGAUUACAAUACGAUUUAGAAGUACGGUAUGUCGACAUUCGACAAGGAGUAUCGCAACGAUUUAAUGAUGAGGAGGAAGACUGUAGACCGUGUACUAUGGAUGAACUAGCUAAGGCGUAUUGUCAAAGCGAUUUCAUAGCCAGGGGUACCGUAAGUGCUGUCCAGAGACGACCAAAUUUAGAAGCUGCCGAACUCGUCCUUAGAGUAACAAAAAUUUUACGUCGGAUCGAAGAGAAUGAGAGUAACAACGAUGCAGAUCCUACCGAUUCCCAUGACCGUAAAAAUGUUCGUGUAAGGGUGCCAACUGCCUGUGAUGCACGUCAUGGCCAAGGAGAAUUUGUGAUAAUGGCUAAACGAAGACUCGGUGAUCUUGUUCUGGUCUGUGCACCGAGAAUAGAAACUUGGGCAAAGACAGUCCGCGAAUUGGAAACUGCACCGUGUGUUCUUCAAAGUUAGCACACCCACGUUCCAAAAAUCGCCUGUAAAUAAUUUAUUUUCCUAUUCUGCGUUGUAUGAAUAUCGAUCUCUAAACUGUGAUAUUGUUUUGUGGAAAUUUUAUCGUGAGAAAUACAUGACUUUUUAGCAAUAUAA